AUGGAUAACCGGCGAACUGCGAUUCUCUCUCAUAUUUUCCCAGAAGUCAUGGAAAGUUCCCUGAUUCUCCACUGUGUGCUCAUGAUCGCAGCGAAAGAUCUACUGAAGUAUGAUUCGAGCGUGGAAUUACAAGCCUCAGCCGUUGAGUACUACGACCGAGCUGUUUCUGGCCUGCGUGAGGCGCUCAGUGGUGAGCAAUCGGCAAAUGAGCCCACUUCUGACCACAACCUGUUGGCAGUUGCCUUAUUUUGCCUUCACGAGAUACUACCACAUCUAAACGCUGCGGCUGCUCUACUAAGACCUCGGCUCCAGAUGGUGCCGCCCAACUCAUCUCUUCGGAAGUUUCUCAUCGAGAUGUUUUGCUACUUCUUCUCCAUCACAGCAUUUACUCACGGUGCUCAUCUGUCACUGUGUGAGGCCAGACAAAUAUUCGAAUUUCCCGGUCUCCUGGAGCACUUAGAAAGCGGAUCAAUUAUGGGCACCUCACAGAAAGUAUUCUUUAUUGUGUUCCGUGUCGCCCUCCAUCUAUCCCGGGGUGAACCAACCACGUUCUCCGAUAGGAGGAUAUAUCGCGACAUAGUGAGCGCUGAGCAAGACUUGCGGAGUGUUCGGGCGUCAUUCCAUGCCCGUCCCGACAUGGGUGCGCAAACGAUCAAUGACGGUGUGACAUUCGAGCUGUAUCGCCUUGCUUGUCUGAUAUACUUGCAAAGCCUCAUAGAUCAGUCCAUCUCCAUUUGUGGCCCUUCCAUUCAGGAAAUGGUAUCUUCUUUUGUCAGCCACCUAUCGAUGCUACCACCCGAAUCGCCAUCAGACGGGUUUCUUUGCUGGCCCAUGGUGAUUGUGGGGCGUUGUGCCAUCCAGCAAGAGCACCGAGCUGCUAUUACGACUAAACUGAAGACCAUAUUCAACAAAUUUCGAUCAGAAAUAUUUUCGAGGAACCUCGCUGUGUUGAGGCAACACUGGCGAUACUUGGAGAGAGUAGACCCGAAUUCAGCGCCUACCUUUAGUCUGGCGCAUAGUAUGCACAACUUCAAUGAUGCAGUCCUCAUGGUUUGA
Aspergillus pseudotamarii is the source of this 1056-nucleotide messenger RNA. Its product is annotated as transcription factor domain-containing protein. Gene Ontology annotation, molecular function: transcription cis-regulatory region binding; DNA-binding transcription factor activity. Bases 1 to 1056 code for a protein of 351 amino acids. Gene Ontology annotation, cellular component: nucleus. Lineage: Eukaryota; Fungi; Ascomycota; Eurotiomycetes; Eurotiales; Aspergillaceae. The transcript is spliced from 3 exons. The record is from RefSeq and is a predicted model, not a curated record. Gene Ontology annotation, biological process: positive regulation of transcription by RNA polymerase II.